Molecule: messenger RNA, 1056 nt
Organism: Periconia digitata
Lineage: Eukaryota; Fungi; Ascomycota; Dothideomycetes; Pleosporales; Periconiaceae
Source: the annotation of a GenBank genome assembly
CUGCCUUGCCGGAUACGGGGAUGUAUAGAUGCUCAGAACGAUGAUACUGAUGCCCUACCUUACGACGCCUACUUCAGCCUUCUGCUUACAACCUUUCGACAGUUCACCCCGCCGUACACAGAGAUCAAGAUGGCAGAUGCAGCAGGAAGAAUCACCAAACUCGAGGUUCGCUGCGCUUGCGGUACAAGUUGCGAGAAUGCAGAGGCAUACUUUCGCCACAAGUCGCUCUGCGGAACCCAUCAGAAGAAGAAAUUCCUUCAUACAACACCAAGCUCCAAACCAAGCUCGACCCUAGGGCCAGCUAGAGCUUCGAUUUCAGAUUCAUACCCAGAGACUGUGGCCUGUUGGUGUGGCAGAACGUUCAAAAAUCGCCGUUCGCUUCGACAACACGGGUACUAUUGCGCAGUGUACAAGCAGCAGACGAAUGCGAAUUCGACUCCUUCGGAUCCAGCACGUGUCUUGGAGUUGAACUCGAAUCCAAACACAGCACCGGCGCCAGAGAAGAGUUACAAUCCAACUGCGCAAUUUGCGGCGAAGAAAAUCCAAUGUCCUUGUGGGCAGAGCUUUGCGAACGAGAAAGCACUGAGCAGGCAUCAACGUUAUUCGAAGACUCACCAGGUAGGAAGGCCUGGAUAUGCAUCUACAUCUAAAGGCAAAACAUCAAACCCUGUGCCGUUCAUAAUUCCACAAUCAAUUCGAACUCCGAUCCAUCCAGCUUCGGGCCCAGUACCAGACACUACCCCAUCUUCAGUGCCUCCAGCUGCACACGAACAAUGGGACGACGUUUUGGUCACCUCCUUCGCUUCUUUGAACCUGGGGUCAAUGCAACCUCAGCUCAUGCCUCCCGUAGCGGGAUUUUCCUGCGUAUGCGGUAGUAUAUUCAUCGAUCGGAAAGCUCUCGAACACCAUAAGCAGGAUGCUAGAUUGCAUGCGAGGCAGGUAACAGGAGAGAGAAGGGAGAAGAAAUUCACGUUGUCUCGGCCGCAGUAUCAAAAAGAGGAGGAAUUGCACGAUAUGGCGGCGGUCUAUGCACAGCAGUAUGAGAGUAGAGAAUAG